This is a messenger RNA of Mandrillus leucophaeus (drill), 756 nucleotides long. Its product is annotated as hemoglobin subunit beta. Gene Ontology annotation, biological process: hydrogen peroxide catabolic process; oxygen transport. The transcript has 2 exons. Gene Ontology annotation, cellular component: blood microparticle; haptoglobin-hemoglobin complex; hemoglobin complex. Bases 113 to 622 code for a protein of 169 amino acids. Gene Ontology annotation, molecular function: organic acid binding; peroxidase activity; heme binding. Lineage: Eukaryota; Metazoa; Chordata; Mammalia; Primates; Cercopithecidae. The record is from RefSeq and is a predicted model, not a curated record.
ACUUGCUUCUGACACAACUGUGUUCACGAGCAACCUCAAACAGACACCAUGGUGCAUCUGACUCCUGAGGAGAAGACUGCCGUUACCACCCUGUGGGGCAAGGUGAACGUGGAUGAAGUUGGUGGUGAGGCCCUGGGCAGGUUGGUAUCAAGGUUACAAGACAUGCUUAAGGAGGCAAAUAGAAGUUGGGCAUGUGGAGAUAGAGAAGACUCUUGGGCUUCUGAUAGGCACUGACUCUCUCUGCCUAUUGGGCUAUUUUCCCACCCUUAGGCUGCUGGUGGUCUACCCUUGGACCCAGAGGUUCUUUGAUUCCUUUGGGGAUCUGUCCUCUCCUGAUGCUGUUAUGGGCAACCCUAAGGUGAAGGCUCAUGGCAAGAAAGUGCUUGGUGCCUUUAGUGAUGGCCUGAAUCACCUGGACAACCUCAAGGGCACCUUUGCCCAACUCAGUGAGCUGCACUGUGACAAGCUGCAUGUGGAUCCUGAGAACUUCAAGCUCCUGGGCAACGUGCUGGUGUGUGUGCUGGCCCAUCACUUUGGCAAAGAAUUCACCCCGCAAGUGCAGGCUGCCUAUCAGAAAGUGGUGGCUGGUGUGGCUAAUGCCCUGGCCCACAAGUACCACUAAGCUCACUUUCUUGCUGUCCAAUUUCUACCAAAGGUUCCUUUGUUCCCAAAGUCCAACUACUGAACUGGGGGAUAUUAUGAAGGGCCUUGAGGAUCUGGAUUCUGCCUAAUAAAAAACAUUUAUUUUCAUUGCAA